CUACUAGAUCAGAUUGCAAAAGAUUGAUAGAGAGAGCUGUUCAGAGACACAAGACAGUUUUUUUUUAAUUGCAAAGGACAAAGUUGUUGGAAAAUAAAAGCUUGAACGUGAGAAGAACAACGGAGGAAAAAGCCAGAAAAGAUGGAGAUACUUCAGCCUAAAUCUUUGCUGGGAAUGCUCUAAUUAUAAAAGCUCUACACCUGUUUGCAAGCUUGACACCAACAGAGUAGCGGCAGCACGGCCUUUCGGUUCUGAUGGGAUUUGUCUGGAUCUGAACCGCAUUUCAUCUAUGCUGAAAACAAAAACUCCAGAGGAAAAAGGGAGAUCUAGCAAGGAUGAAGAAAUUCAGAGGACUGCGCCUUGAUCUGAAGAAGAUGGAGAGGGUUACUUCUGGACUCGAGUAACACACAAAGGAGUAGCUGCAGUGACCAAGGCAAAAAAUGUCUCAGUUUGGUUAACAAAAGGACACAGAAAACACCACCGUAUAGCUAUCCAGGCUGGAUCACGACCGGUGGAGGGACUGGAUUCAUGCACAGAGCUCCCACUCGACUCCCUAAAUGACUCACUAAAAAGCUGCCUAUCUGGUGAUCAAGCUGUGAGGGGGCCUUGAUCACACACCAGGACUCUGGGCCUGCCCAUCUGCUCAGACUCUGCAGCUGGAGGCCAACUCAAGAGCAUGAGCGUGGGAAGGAUCAAUCGCUACAGCAUUGUAUCAUCUGAAGAAGAGGGCCUCCGCCUCACUACCAUGCAUGGCAUGAACGGCUUUGGCAAUGGCAAGAUCCACACACGCCGCAAGUGCCGCAACCGUUUUGUGAAAAAGAAUGGCCAGUGCAAUGUGCAGUUUUCUAACAUGGAUGAAAAGUCACAGCGCUACAUGGCUGACAUCUUCACCACAUGUGUCGAUAUUCGCUGGCGAUGGAUGCUGGUGGUAUUCACCCUUGUGUUCGUCAUCUCAUGGCUGGUCUUUGGCCUAGCCUUUUGGGUGAUUGCGCUGCUUCACGGAGAUCUGGACAACCCUGCUGGAGAUGAUAACUUCACUCCCUGUGUACUACAGGUCAAUGGAUUUGUGGCUGCCUUUCUCUUCUCCAUUGAAACACAGUCUACCAUCGGUUAUGGCUAUCGUUGUGUGACGGAGGAGUGCCCUGUGGCUGUCUUUAUGGUGGUCUUUCAGUCCAUAGUAGGUUGCAUCAUUGACUGUUUCAUGAUAGGUGCGAUCAUGGCUAAAAUGGCGAGGCCUAAGAAGCGAGCUCAAACGCUUUUGUUUAGCCACAAUGCCGUCAUUGCCAUGCGGGACGGGAAACUGUGUCUCAUGUGGAGAGUUGGAAAUCUUCGCAAGAGCCACAUUGUGGAAGCUCACGUCAGAGCACAACUCAUCAAACCUCGAAUAACCGAUGAGGGGGAAUACAUUCCUCUGGAUCAGAUAGACAUUAAUGUAGGAUUUGACAAAGGACUGGACAGAAUCUUCCUGGUUUCACCCAUCACAAUUCUCCAUGAGAUUGACGAGGAGAGCCCUCUUUUUGGGAUCAGCAAGCAGGACUUGGAGACGGCAGACUUUGAGAUUGUUGUCAUCCUGGAAGGCAUGGUAGAAGCAACGGCUAUGACAACGCAGGCUCGAAGCUCAUACCUGGCUUCUGAGAUCUUCUGGGGUCACAGGUUUGAGCCGGUCUUGUUUGAAGAGAAAAACGUGUACAAGGUGGAUUAUUCCCACUUUCAUAAAACCUACGAGGUGCCGUCCACUCCACGCUGUAGUGCCAAGGACAUGGUGGAGAACAAGUUCCUAGUACCCAACUCAAAUACAUUCUGCUAUGAAAAUGAGCUGGCUUUCUUGAAUCGUGAUGAUGACGAGGAAGAAGAGGACAUGGGUGGCGUGAGCAGGCCACUGGCAAAUCCCAGUCCAGACCGGAGCAGCCGACAUGAGCUGGAACGCCUACAGGCAACCAGGGCACUGGAUCAAAGGUCAUAUCGCAGAGAGUCAGAAAUAUGACCCCUAAAAAAUUGAUUUAGAUGUAAUAACUUUAUCUGGGAGGUAAAAAUGCAGAACAAUGCAAAGUGCCAUAGGAUGACCACUGAAAAAGAGAGGAGGUAAAUACAGAACAACAAAAAACAGACAUGUGGAAUAAAUGGCGUGCACAGCUUUGAAAAACAUUUAGGAAUGUCUAGAAUCAAGGAAAAGGCCAGAUAAAGACCUUCUUCCUCUAUAGAAACUUGAAUUUUUUUCACAUGGUCAUUUUGAGUUAGGAGUGUUCAAGCUAAUUCAUCAACCUCUUUAACGACGUUUUGUUUAAACUUUAGGUGUAAAUACAUUUCUUAGAAAAGCUAUGUUUGUGUGCUGUAUCAGUUUUAAAAAAAAGAAGCUGUUCUUACCUUGAUUUGCUGUAAAUUUCUGGACCAGCACUCAGCAGCACUUUGAGAAUCCAUGCACUGCAGCAGUCAAGGACAAUGAGACGGGACAAAACGUUUGACCACCGAGGAAAAAUCGCAACUCAACAACAGACUUUUUUGAGCACGACAGGAUCCUAAAUACUAAAAUAAACAGUGAGAAAGCAGAAAAAAAUUGCCUCAAAAGUGAAAAGGAAUGUAACGAACAGAUGCAAUGAGAGUGUGUGAAAGCUCUAUUUAUGACCACUUAAUGCCUCUUAAAAGCCAUUAAUCACAUGGCUAAGCUGCUGACAGAUAUUUCAUGCAAGGAUUUAAAAAAAAAAAGCACAAUUGAUGGACAAUAAUUACAAUGAUUCAGAUAAAUGUUCACAUUUAUUCCAACAAAGUUGAUUCAUUAGUUGCAAUUUUGUUCUUACAAUAAAAGGCACCUUACAAAUAGAAAUAUGCCUUAAAAAGGCAACUAUCAAACUAGUUAUAAGAUAUGUAUUCUGGCAGCCUUGAGCUCUUUUUAUACAAAAGCAAGACAAAAUUACAAAAAAAUGAAAAUAGUGUAUUUUAUUAGGAAAAGAAAUCUAUGCAUUGUAACAAUAACAGGAGGUUUUUAGUGAUGAUGUAAUGCAGUCAUAUACAAUCACAAUUUGGAGCCUAAAAACAAACAAAUUCUUAAUUUCAAAAGUACAACUUUAGGAUUGCACAUUUUUAAAGUAUCUUAAUGAUGAUGACCAUUUCUAUCUAUUAAAAAACACAAACUCUAACUAAAGAAGCCCUAUGAAAUAUAAAAAAAUAAGCAGUUAGCCACACAGAUCUCAUCUUUGACAUUGAUUCUUAAAAUCCGAUUUAACUUACAUUAGCAGUUAAAACGUUUUUUUCUACUGUUACAGAGGAUUUUAUGUCGCUAAGCUUUAUGGGAAACCUCUCAAACUUCCUGACAUGAUAUUUUGCAAGAAUUUUUAACCAAACAGUGACACUUUCUUAACGGGUACACAAAGGAUUGCCCACAAUUUAAUUAUGGGCUAUUCAAAAAUAGGAUUUAUUUUAACCAAAAUGUGUGAAUAUUUCUACAUUUGGUACCGCAAUUGAUGACUUGUUUGGUUACUAAAUAAACUAAAUUAUACAUUUUCAGUUUUCUUUUGUACUUUUAACUACUCCAGCGUUUCUGAUACCUUGAGCAUGAAGGACUAAGGAGGAACAGGAAAUGAAUGAUUUUUCUCAACAAUAAAAAAUGACUGAUAAUAGAUAAAAAAAGACAAGUAUUUAAAUUCCAAAAGAACUUUAGUUUACAUUUUAUAUAUUUGUUUAACUUUUUUUUUCAAAUCAAGUUAUUAUACAAAUUAUUGCAAAUUUCUCUUAAGGUGGGGCAGCUUAGUUUGAUACUUGCCUGUAGUUAAGUUAUAGAAAAGUACAUAAAUUGUGCUUUGUAGAGACCAAAAGCGUUGUGCAUGUAAACCUUUCAAAAACAAGCAAAAAUGUACUUUUUAAAACUGUUUAACUAAAAAAGAAGGAAAAAAAAUCACCAAAUACAAUCUUCUUUAACAACAUGCUAAUAGAGGAAUCAGUGGAUUUAGGUCAGAACAAAAGCAAUAAACACAAACCGUACUUUGAUAAAAGUAUUUUUAUGAAAAUAUUUUACAAACCAUACAAAUUUAGAAACCCAAAGAGAUUUCUGUAAAAUAACGGUAGAAUAGCUACAUUCUUUGUUGUUCUGUUCUUGAUGUUUAAAGCUUCCAUUGUGCAUUUAUUUUUUCAUCUUUUAUACCAAAGUAAUGGAGUUCAGCUCAGAUUAAGCUGAUCAUUCCCACUAUAAUCUUCCUAAACCAGUUUAGAGUGAGUUUAGAUUAUUGAUCCUCAAUAGCGGCAAACCGCUGCUGAACUGAGAGAUAAAGAUGAAUAAGGUUUUAUUUAACCUUUUAAAAACUAUUAGCAAUUAUUCUGAAAACAAAGACGUAUGAAUAUUCUCUUCCUUUUUUUAAUUUCCUAUGGCACAAACAACAAAAAGAUUAAAAUGCUCAGACCUCAACAUGUUCAAAUUAUGUGUUUCAUCAUUUCAAGUUUAUCUAACACUUCACUAGGAUGUCAUGUUAGUGGGAAAAAGUAACACAUAAAUGCAUUAAAAGCAAACCAUAAAAUGGUUAUGUUGGUCAAAAUGACUCCUAUUUUCCUGACUGUCAUUUUAUUCUAUUGAUCUAUUUAAUUCUAUAUGUA
Molecule: messenger RNA, 4581 nt
Organism: Oryzias latipes (Japanese medaka)
Lineage: Eukaryota; Metazoa; Chordata; Actinopteri; Beloniformes; Adrianichthyidae
Gene: kcnj12a
Product: potassium inwardly rectifying channel subfamily J member 12a
Biological process (GO): regulation of monoatomic ion transmembrane transport; potassium ion import across plasma membrane
Cellular component (GO): plasma membrane
Molecular function (GO): inward rectifier potassium channel activity
Source: RefSeq, a predicted model, not a curated record